Molecule: messenger RNA, 4937 nt
Organism: Onthophagus taurus
Lineage: Eukaryota; Metazoa; Arthropoda; Insecta; Coleoptera; Scarabaeidae
Product: serine/threonine-protein kinase 32A
Biological process (GO): protein phosphorylation; regulation of signal transduction; G protein-coupled receptor signaling pathway
Molecular function (GO): G protein-coupled receptor binding; G protein-coupled receptor kinase activity; ATP binding
Source: RefSeq, a predicted model, not a curated record
AAUAAAGCAACUAAAAUAGGUUGUUUUCAUAAAUAUUCUAUAAAAAUUGAUCUUUAAUUUAGAUAGGUUGCUUUUUACGAUAGUUUGAGAAAUAAAUAUUUUUCUGUAAAGCUGAAUAAACUUAAAUCGAACAGGCUUCUUUGAUUCUCAUAACCAAUAUAUGAGGUCUCGUAUUAUACAGAAAACCAAGGAUUUGUGUUGACUCAUCGCAACUGCUAAUAAACCAGCUCUAAAUUUAUACUAAAAUCAUCAGUGAAAACAGCAAAAGGAAAAGAUUUAAUAUCAUCAUCACCCUAGAGUACUUUAAAGUUUCAUCCCUUUGUUUUCCUUUUUUACACGUUCUCCCAGCCCUACUCAUUUCUAAUCCCAACAGGCCAUAAUCACGGUUCUCGGAGUUGAUUUAGCUCUUAAAUCCUUUAGUUACCGCGGCGCGGAAACUGAUUUUAAUUAGGGUUGACGAAAACCCUUCGAAAAAUGACCAAUUCCGGCAGGUAGCUCGCUAAUUAAAAACUUCCACCGUCUACUACCGUUGUUUUUUCCGAGUCGCAGCGGAGGGGAUCGAGGGAGGAAAUCGAGGGUAUCCAACCCUCUAUAACAACGACGCCGACGCCGCGCGGCGUCGCCACGUUCACUGCAAAUACGGUUUUUGGUUCAGUCGUGUUACGACUUCAUAACGUCUCCCGGACGUCCUCGUCACCCAUUGAUAUCGCGUUUCGUCACGUGGACCCAUCAUGCCAUAACAACCACCUGUAAUUGUAAAAUGUGAAUUCCCACACCUGGCUUAGUUCACAUCCUGAAAACAAAUGGGGGCGCACCAAUCGACCAGGUUGGACAAGAAUUUCGUCGGCGACGAUGUGAAUUUCGAUCAUUUCCAAAUACUAAGGGCUAUUGGAAAGGGGAGCUUUGGAAAAGUAUGCAUCGUACAAAAAAAAGAUACAAAACAAAUGUUUGCAAUGAAAUACAUGAACAAACACCAAUGUAUGGAAAGAGAUGCCCUUAAGAACGUGUUAAGAGAAGUGGAAAUUCUGACCAAAUUGGACCAUCCGUUUCUCGUCAAUAUUUGGUUCUCAUUUCAAGACGAAGAGGAUCUCUUUAUGGUCACCGAUCUUCUUAUUGGUGGAGAUUUGAGAUACCACAUCACACAAGAAGUCAAUUUCACAGAGGAAGGAGUCAAAUUAAUUAUAUGCGAAGUCGCUUGCGCUCUCGACUAUCUUAAAUCGAAGAGAAUUAUUCAUAGAGAUAUCAAACCCGACAACAUUCUUCUCGACGAAGACGGUCACAUUCACAUCACCGAUUUCAACAUUGCAACGGUUCUUAAUACUUCCGAUUUAGCCACUUCUAUGUCCGGUACCAAACCGUACAUUGCCCCGGAAAUUUUUGAUUGUGCGUUAGAUCUUUGCGUUGGAUAUUCGUACGCUGUUGAUUGGUGGUCUUUAGGUGUUGUGGCUUAUGAGAUUUUAAGGGGAUGUCGCCCUUACGAUAUCCAUUCUGGGACAACUAUCCAAGAAGUUAGGGUUCUUUUUCAUUUGGGGGUUGAGUAUCCUUCUUCUUGGAGUGAUCAUUUAGUCGAUUUACUUUCAAAGUUGCUAUGUAUUAGCCCUGGGGAACGAAUUUCGUCUCUACAAGAGUUAAGAAAAGUUAAAUGUCUUCAUAAAUACGACAUGGAUUUAGUUUUACAAAGAAAAUACAAACCAUAUUUUGCUCCCCCCAAGGAUCAUUUAAAUUGCGACCCAACAUUCGAGCUCGAAGAGAUGAUCAUUGAAACGAAACCAUUACACAAGAAAAAGAAGCGCUUGGCUAAACAAAGAUCAAUCAGAGAAAUCCAAGGAAUCAACGUGGAACAAGAAGAAUCUCCAUCAGAUCAACCAGGUAUUAUCCCAGAAUUUAAAAUUUACAAUCGAUUUCAAGAACUUGAACGUAAAGAACGCGAAAGAAAAGAAUUAGCUUGGGAAGAAGAAUUACGCACGGCAAUGAACCUUUCAGAUCCGUUGGAAACUAAAAAAUUCGACGAUCCUCAAAUUCCCACCUGUCAAAGUUAUCCGAAAUUGGAUCAUUGCUGCGCGUCUUCUCCGCGAAUUAAAAAAAUGAUGAGUUAUGACUCGACCCUGAAAAAAGGAAGUAAAUCGUUCGAUAAAUUUAAAUCGGGUGGUGAUGGGGCGAUAUCGUCAUCCCAAGAAGAUCGAUUGAAUGUUCCGAAUACGGUGAAAACGACCGCUAAGAAAGAAAAGGGAGUGUUGCAAAAUAUCGAUUUUAUUGAUAGGACGCCUUCGCCUGUUGAAAUUUCGGAUGGUACUGUUAUAUUUGUAUGUGACAGCUUAGAUUUAUUUUUAAAAAAGUGCAGUAAAAAGCUCGAAAUCGAUGCGAAAUUAAUUUUUACCGAAGACGGUGGCGAAAUCGAUGAUAUCCACUUAAUCCGUGACAACGAUAAACUGUUUAUAUCAUCGGGUGAACAUUUUAUAAACGAAAAAAAAUUACCAUCGGAAUGGAUCACUUUAAAUAUUGGCGGGAAAUUAUUUACCACAUCAAAAACCACCCUGACAACAAAAGAUCCUUUUAGUAUGUUGGCGCGGAUGUUUGCUGAAGAAAAAGGGGACUACAUUUACACCCCAAGCAAUAAAGACGCCUCAGGAGCUUUCCUUAUCGAUCGUAGCCCAACUUAUUUUGAACCAAUCUUGUAUUAUCUUCGAAACGGUCAAUUAAUUUAUGAUGAUAACGUCAAUCCUGAAGGAAUACUUGAAGAGGCUAGAUUCUAUGGUAUUGAAUCUUUAGUUCCUAUUUUAGAAAGAAUUAUUACAGCGAGACAAAUCCCGCGAGAUGAACUUCCUCUAACUAGAAGAGACAUUAUUGAUGCAUUAAUUCGAUGCCCUUACACUUCAGAAUUAAGAUUCCAAGGUGUUAGUUUAGCCGGAGCCGAUUUAAGUAAAUUAGAUCUCAGAUAUAUUAAUUUUAAAUAUGCCAAUAUGCAGAAUUGUAAGUUAGUUGGAGCCAAUUUGAGUUGGUGUUGUUUGGAAAGGGCCGAUUUAUCUCAAGCUAUUUUAGAUGGAGCUCAAUUACUUGGUGUUAAAAGUUUAUGUGCAAACAUGGAAGGUGCCCAAUUACGAAAUUGUAACUUUGAAGAUCCAGCUGGAAGUAGGGCUAAUAUGGAAGGUGUGAAUUUGAAAGGUGCCAAUUUGGAAGGAAGCGAUAUGGGUGGUGUUAAUUUGCGUGUUGCAACUCUUAAGAAUGCUAAGCUAAAGAAUUGCGAUUUGAGAGCUGCUGUUAUGGCAGGGGCAGAUCUUGAGAAUUGCGACUUGUCUGGAAGUGAUUUACAUGAAGCAAACUUAAGAGGGGCCAACCUAAAAGAUGCUACCUUUGAAUUAAUGAUGACCCCUUUGCAUAUGUCUCAAACUAUUCGCGAAGAGAAAGACAUAAAAGUCGGAAAACAAACGUAUAGACGUAAAGUAUGGGAUUAUUUAGAAAAAAAUAAGCUGACGAAUUUUCCGAAACCCGUUCACGGUCGCAUACCAAACUUUAAAGGGAGCGAAGAAGCCGCGGCUAAACUCCUCGAACUUGACGAAUUUAAAAAUUGCAAAUAUAUCGAAGUUAAUCCGGAUAAACCCCAAGAAGCGGCGCGAAUCGUGGUUUUGGAGAAUCAAAAGAAUUUAUACGUUCCCGUUCCUAGACUUAAGGAGGGUUUUUUGAAAUACAUUACCAUUCCAGAAGGGGCCACUAAAAACGAUAUAAAAAAUGCGGUAAGUCGACGCGGACUCGAACAUAAUGGCCAAACUAUUGGAAUUACUGAUCAAAUUCCCAUUGAUCUUUUGGUACUGGGAAGUGUUGCAGUAUCAAAAGAAGGUUAUCGAAUUGGUAAAGGAAGAGGUUAUGCCGACUUGGAAUUUGCAGUUUUAUUAGAAAUGAAUGCUGUUAGUGAUAAAACAACUGUUAUUACAACAGUUCAUGAUUCACAAGUGUUUGAUACGUUACCAAAAGAAAUUUUUAAAGAAUACGACGUCCCAGUUGAUUACAUUUUGACGCCAACUCAAAUAAUUAAAAUUGAAAAACGUUUAGAUAGACCAAUUGGGAUUUUGUGGAAUAUCCUCUCGCAAAGGCGUUUGAAUUUGAUGCCGAUUUUAAAAGCUUUAAAAGAAGUACAAGAAUUAAAAGGAAAAGACACAACAUUAAAAGAAGUUGACACAGAUGUUGAAAGUUACGAACCAAGAAGACGUUUUAAUUACCGUUUUCGUCGUUUUAAGCGACGACGUCCCCUUUCUGAGACGAAAAAUUCCGAAUCUCAAGGUGAAGAGAAUAACGAGAAUAUUCAUCCUAGACAAUUUCAAAAAAAGAAGUUUUUUAGGCGACGUAAAAUUGUCAGAAAAGACGAUAAACCAAGCGAAAAUGGGGACACGAGUUUUGGUGAAAAUGGAAAUAUUACGCCAAAAGCGAACAAUACCAACCAACAAGCACCGAGAAGAAACGCCCCUUUCACGCUUUUUCGACGUAAUAAACGUCAAAUUGAUUUUUCCUUGAUGGUGAGCAAUAUUGAGAAAAAUGUUCGAGUUCGUGAUUUGAAAAAUGCUUUGAUUGAACGGGGUAUAAAACCGAAUGUGAUUACAUGGCGCGGGUACAAAGGGAUUUGUUAUUUACAUUAUGCCAAAGCGAAUGCGAAAGCUGUUAAAAAUGAUCAGCAACAGCCUCAAUCGCCGAUUAUUGUCGAUGAUGUUAUUGAGAUUUUGCAAAAUUUGAAGAUUGGUUCUGAAUCGGAAACGACUUUAAACGUGAAGAUUAUGGAACCGAUUUCUAGGAUUGAAACGACGAAUGUUACAGCUGUUUAGGUGAAGAAAAAUGUUGAUUUAAAAUGAAUAUGAUGUAAUGUGUGGAAGAAAUGGUUUGUUUUUGAUGAGAUAAAAAUGAUUUUUAGAGUUUCCUAAAGCUUUUUUUAUAAAAAGAGUUGCUUUUGA